CCAAAGGAUUUAGAUCAAUCAAUGUCAAUUUUCAAAUUCACAGUUUAUCCCCAAAAAGUUGGCUAAAAUUAGAUUAUUGAUUCAGAGAGUGUUUGGGCAGAUUUUGAUUACUGAAGAAACAGACAAAGAACGCACUCAUCACCGACCGAGAGAGCGGAAGAAGCAGCUUUCAAUUGACGCACCCCAAGAAGAAGAGAAUAGAAGAAGACCCAUCAGUGAAAAGUGAAAAACCCGCUUCCCUCUUAUCUGAAGCAGUGUAAGCAUUCAAAUUUCAAUCAUGUACCUCUCAGAGAAGCCUCGCCCAAUUGAUUUCUACAAGGAGGAAGCGUCCGCUGCACGCGACACCAUGAUUAUCGAGCUCCCUGCUUCCAAUGAGGACUACCAACCUCAUCACCAUCACCAGCACCAGCAGCACCAUCACCAGCACCAGCCGCAGAACAUGAUUAUCGGGGACAACAGCAGUAGCGAGGAUCACGAGGUGAGAGCCCCGAAGAAGAGGGCGGAGACCUGGGUCCAGGACGAGACGAGGAGUCUUAUUGGUUUCCGGCGAGAGAUGGAUGGGCUGUUCAACACUUCGAAGUCUAACAAACACCUCUGGGAGCAGAUAGCGGCCAAAAUGAGGGAGAAGGGGUUUGAUCGUUCACCGACUAUGUGCACCGACAAGUGGAGGAAUCUCCUGAAGGAGUACAAGAAGAUCAAACACCAUGACAAGGGAAGUGGUGGCUCUGCUAAGAUGUCGUAUUACAAGGAGAUUGAGGAGAUUUUGAAGGACAGGAACAAGAAUUCCCAGUACAAAAGCCCCACGCCGCCUUCUUCCUCCAAAGUUGAUUCAUACAUUCAAUUCUCUGAUAAGGGCUUUGAAGACACUAGUAUAUCAUUUGGCCCCAUGGAAGCUAGUGGCAGGACAACGCUUAAUCUUGAAAGUCGUAGUUUAGAUCCUGAUGGACAUGACGGACAUCCGCUUGCCAUUGCGGCUGCAGAUGGGGUUGCAAGUGGAGUUCCUCCUUGGAAUUGGAGAGAUACUCCUGGAAAUGGUGUGGAUGGUCAUUCGUAUGGUGGGAGGGUUAUAUCAGUCAAAUAUGGGGACUACACCAGAAGGAUUGGCAUUGAUGGCACUGCAGAUUCCAUUAAGGAGGCAAUCAAAUCAGCAUUUAGAUUGAGAACCAAACGUGCAUUUUGGUUGGAGGAUGAGGACCAGAUAAUUCGGAGUCUUGACAGGGAAAUGCCUCUUGGGAACUACACUCUCCACCUUGAUGAAGGAUUGGCUAUAAAGGUGUGCCUCUAUGAUGAGACUGACCACAUACCAGUACAUACCGAGGACAGAAUUUUCUACACUGAAGAUGACUACCGUGAUUUUCUGACCCGCCGAGGAUGGUUAUGUCUGAGGGAGUUUGACGGUUACAGAAACAUUGACACCAUGGACGAUCUUCGACCAGGUGCAAUCUACCGUGGCAUGAGCGGCCAGGCACCAGUGAUAAACUAGGUUGCUUGAAGUGGUGAUCCCAACGUUGUUUUACUUAGGCUUUGUGAAGAAUGCUAGAUCAAUGCAGUUUCAAAUUUGCUCAACUGUGUAUAGGAUGCUGUAAUCUGUGUUGUAUGGUAGGACAAAACGGGAGUUUUCGCUCAUUCAUGAGCUGGACUUUCUGAUGUUUUGUAAAUAUUCAUUUUCUGUGACAACAAAGCAGUGCCAAGUUCCCGGGGACUUCUAUCACAUCUUGAUGAAUUAUGAUGCCCCAGCAAUUGGUACCAGUCUUGAGUUC
Molecule: messenger RNA, 1760 nt
Organism: Tripterygium wilfordii
Lineage: Eukaryota; Viridiplantae; Streptophyta; Magnoliopsida; Celastrales; Celastraceae
Product: trihelix transcription factor GT-1-like
Exons: 5
Coding region: 278-1483 (401 amino acids)
Source: RefSeq, a predicted model, not a curated record